AUGCCCCCGCGCACGUAUCGAAACGGCGACCGCGCGUCGGCGGGUUCCUCGAGAACUCCGCUCCCGCGAACCGUGCCGAUCCUGCUGUCGCUUUUUUCUCUCCUCGCCCGAACCACAUUCGCGGCAGAUUCCAGAUGGCUCCCCUCGGUCCCCUCCCCCCCAAACGACGCCUGCUUCGGCGAAAAUAGGUUCGGCACCACUCGCAUCGCUCUGUGCGCCUAUGGUGUGCCCACGACCACGCAGAUCGCCUUCAACGCGUACAAUAAAACCAAUGGCGACCUACCAGCACCCAAGGCAUGGAUCACCAUCCAGGACCACAGCAUCGCGCUCGUAAACAACACAGCUGCUCCCGGAGACAAACCGGAGGUUUGGUCCAAACCUCAGAGCUAUUUCGCGAGCACGAACGAUGGUGGCUCAGAAUUCAUGGGCCAGACGACCUCGACCUGGUUCGGCACCAAGCAGGGGGACCAGAACACGGGCGCCUCCGCCGUUCGCAGCGCCAUGUCGUACGGCUACACCUCCUACGCGCCGAUUGACAGAUGCACCGAGACUUUCGGCUACACUAACGAAACGGCAGCCACCAAGACGGACGCUGAAAUGAUGUCCGAAAAAAGCAUAACCCAGGAAGAAGUCGACCUGAUCCGGAAGCACUGCAACGGAACGUACGACCAGAAGCUCCGCGAAAACCAAUUCAUGACGAUGACCGGAGGUGGUAGUGGCUAUUGGCUCAAUGGAUGCCCUAACUACUCCCCGGGGAACACGUCCAAGAACAUGAACUACACAUGUCCGGCGGUACCCGUCGCUCCCGGCGGCUACAAGUUCUCUAUCCUCGGCAUGCUGUACGGCAGCAUGAUCAACAGCGCCCACAAUGAGUCUUACGGUGGGUACGGUGCCGAGGGUCUACCUGACUACGAGGUACCGCACUGGCGCGAUCUGGCACAGUACAAGUCGCUCGUUAUGACAUCCACUCUCGACAUCACCAACGUCGGCGAAAACACCACCGUGCGCAGCGCGUGGGUCGAGUGGCGCAACGGCACGACGGUCAAUUUCACGAACAUCUCGGAUACCACCAACCUCGCCGGCACCAAGCUGCAUUUCGUCUCGCCCGGCUCGGGAGAGGAUGAGAUCGUCCUGAAGUUCGCUCCGUACUACUCCACCGGCAAAUACGAGCGCGACGUCGCCGCGGUGAAGGAAGAGUUCGGAAUACCCUGCCAGUAUCCGGACCAUUGUCCAACCUGCUUGGAUUACUGCGUCCGCGACAUCACAGGAUAUGAAGGUGGUUUCCAAAGCAAAGCCCUCGGACGUGAAAUUAAAAAGCUGGGCAACGGCGGACUCUCCACACUGCCCACUCAGCAUGCAAGCAAAAGCAGCUUCUACCCCAAUGCGACUUCAACACCGAAAUCCACAAAAGAAGAGCUCAUGUCAUUAGGAGGCGCGCCGAAACUCGAAGUCACCGAGGUUCGCCCAGUCAAAAUCUUCCUUCGCAAGCACGGCGGCUGCACCGGCCGUCCAGCCAGCCCCGCCGCCGCCGACAUGAGCGGCAAAAACACGUGGCCCAACGCUCCCGCUGACUGCCCCGACUGGUUCAAGGCAUCGACUCAUGACGGCAGCAAAUGGCUGUCAGAAGAACGGGGGACUGAUGUCAAGACCGAGUGGAUGAUCGACUGCGAGGCUGGCGACCUCAGGUGCUACCUCGUCGACGUUCACUUGGACCUCGCGUACCUGAACGGCACUCGCAGCGUCCUCGGCGACAUUACCAACGACGCCGGCUCCGACAAAUACGGCUGGGGCAAGGGAACGUUCUUCAUGUACGAUCCCGAAAUUGGCACCGGCGACGCCGUCGGCGGCUUUGGCGAUGAAAUCCAGGGCUCCGGCGACCUCCCGUGCCCGGCUUCGGGGUGCUUGUAUCCGGGCUCAGAUUCUCCGGCUCCGGCUCCGGCUCCCGACUCCGGCUCAGAUUUCCCCUUCGUGUUCAUCGGCGUCGCCAUCGGCGUCGUCGCACUCGUGAUUGGUAUGGUCGUUUACUGCGUUGUUUUACGCAGGAGGAAGCGCUUGAAAGCUUCCGGGACAAAACAGGUCAAGGCUGAGCUUCGAGGCGACGUGGUUUGGUGCGCGACCAUCACGGCGGAUGUUCUCGGGCUUGGACGCGACGUCCUCCAUCUUCAUCGUGGCCUCCUUCUCCGCGGAGACGCAGUCGACCUCGACGAAGCGGUACAUUAA
Messenger RNA from Micromonas commoda, 2220 nucleotides. RefSeq lists its product with no specific name. The record is from RefSeq and is a predicted model, not a curated record. The coding region runs from base 1 to 2220 and encodes 739 amino acids. The transcript is spliced from 2 exons. Lineage: Eukaryota; Viridiplantae; Chlorophyta; Mamiellophyceae; Mamiellales; Mamiellaceae.